AUGCACUUCCUCAGAUACAUCAUGAUCGUUGGCUACUGCCUCCGCCUUUCAACUUCUGUGCCUGUCAAAGAAUCUGUUCCUGAGUACUACGAGAAACUAGUAAGUUACGCCAAAUUGGCCUCUGUUGCAUACUGUCUUGAUUUCGGGCUUUCUGAAGGUGAGCUAGGCACCGAAAGCAGCGGUUGUACUCUACCCAUCUGCCUGGAGCCAGAGUUCGAAAGCAUUAAAAUCUUGAAAUUGUUCGACUCAAACAAAUGGGGCCAAAUUGGUUCCGGUUUCUAUGCCGUUGACCAUGAUACCAAAAGGAUUUUGCUUGUGUUUAGAGGCACAUACACUAGAAGAGACUAUGUGAGUGAUCUUGAUUUCAAGCCCGUCGCAUACACUCCGUUGGAAGUAAUCUCAAAAAAAGAUGACCGUGAUUGUGAAGGGUGCAAAGUACACAGAGGGUUCUACAAAUAUUUGAAACGGAAUUGCGAGAAGAUCAUAGAAAAUUUGGAGAUCUUGAUGGAUGAACAUGAAGAUUACCAGUUGGUGAUUGUGGGCCACUCCUUGGGGGCUGCACUAGCCAUAUUGACCGGAAUCGAGUUUCAGUUGAUGGGGCACGAUCCGUUGAUCAUUAGCUAUGCUGGUCCCAAAAUUGGAAAUCAGAAAUAUGUUGAUUACGUCAACUCUUUAUUUGAUAUUGAGAGCGUUACUGAAAGAAUCGAGAACGAGAAUUUCAUUGAAAGUGGCAUAAUCAGAGUGGUUCAUAAAGGGGACUUCGUUCCAGCAUUGCCUCCAUCGCCAUUGUUUCAAACUGACGGUUACGAAUUUACCAUUGAGAAGAAAGAGCUUCCCCAUUUGCCCACAGAUGUGAUGUUGAAAGGGCCUCAUUUUGAAGGUAUAAGUCCUAGCUUUAGGGAAAGUAGGUCCCCCAACGAAUUGUGGUCUUCAUUAAUCAGAAGCUACGAACACGCACACUAUUUUGUGAGAAUCACUGGAUGUGGCGAAUCUUAUUGA
Suhomyces tanzawaensis NRRL Y-17324 is the source of this 999-nucleotide messenger RNA. Its product is annotated as putative lipase. The coding region runs from base 1 to 999 and encodes 332 amino acids. The record is from RefSeq and is a predicted model, not a curated record. The transcript has a single exon. Lineage: Eukaryota; Fungi; Ascomycota; Pichiomycetes; Serinales; Debaryomycetaceae. Gene Ontology annotation, biological process: lipid metabolic process.